Molecule: messenger RNA, 2100 nt
Organism: Endocarpon pusillum Z07020
Lineage: Eukaryota; Fungi; Ascomycota; Eurotiomycetes; Verrucariales; Verrucariaceae
Exons: 1
Coding region: 1-2100 (699 amino acids)
Biological process (GO): protein deubiquitination
Cellular component (GO): nucleus; cytosol
Molecular function (GO): cysteine-type deubiquitinase activity; cysteine-type endopeptidase activity
Source: RefSeq, a predicted model, not a curated record
AUGAAUUACCACCAGGACCCAGCGUUCGCUGAUAGUGGUACGACAGCAGUCACUUUACUUCAGCCUUCUCCAUACGAUUUGAAGUUGCUCAUCUCGGUAGUGAUCACUAUCGUGACAUGCUUAGCACUAACCUUCCCUAAUGCGCGGCCACCCUCGAUCAAGCGGAAACUCUGGGAGACCUUCGUAUACCUUACACCCUCAACAGUCAUCUAUGCUAUGGAGUACCCAUCCCGCAGAAAAUGGCGGGGUGGGCCAGGCAAUGUGGGCUUUAAGCGGAGUGAUUUCGGCAAUCAGCAGGCGAAGAGCGAAGCUCUACAGCGUGCUCUUGGUUUCGACGAUUCUAUUUCAAGUGUCGUGCAACACGCGCGACGUCUAUCUGGCCUUGAUCAUGUUCUAGGAUCUUCCGCAAUUGCACCUGCUGGCCUUGGAAAUUGGGACAACUCAUGCUAUCAGAAUAGUAUUAUUCAGAGCCUAGCAUCUUUAUCCUCGUUCGACGAUCACCUGGCCCUACACAUGCAAAACAUGUCUGAAGACGACAGCAUGUCAACACAUGAUGCGCUCAGAAACAUUAUCGGUAGACUAAACAAUCUUGACAACGAGGGUAAAAGGCUCUGGACCCCUAUGGCCCUCAAAUCCAUGAACAGCUGGCAGCAACAAGAUGCACAAGAAUAUUUCUCUAGAAUCGUAGACGAGGUCGAUAAAGAAGUCUCGAAAGUGGCCACAGAAAGAAUCACAAAACUCGGGUUCUGUGAUGAAAGAGAUGCUGGCGGAAUCCCAAAGGCAUGUCAAUAUAAUCCAUUCCAGGGCUCACUCGCCCAGCGAGUAGGUUGUACGCGAUGUGGAUAUACCGAAGGGCUGUCGCUGUUACCGUUCACUUGCAUCACCGUCAACCUAGGGACGCAAAGGGAGUACGACAUUCGGGAUUGUCUUGACGAAUACACAGCUCUAGAAAGCAUAGAAGGAGUCGAAUGCAUCAAGUGCACUAUUUUGCGCACCAAAUCCUCACUUGAGCAUGUUCUACUCAACAUGAACAUCCACGAUGCACCACAACCCUCUGUAAAAGCAGAAUCAAGCCCUGUUUCGACGUUGAGGAAAACAAUUACAGAACGCCUUCAAGUCAUCGAGGAGGUCUGCGAAGCCGGCGACUUCUCAGAUUCGGGCCUCUACAAGAGAUGCACCAUCUCUGCAAAAAGUAAAGUGUCCUCAAUCAAAUCAAAGCAGGCUGUUAUCGCGCGAGCACCAAAGGACCUCGUAAUUCAUGUCAAUCGCAGCAUAUUUGACCUCGGCGGCGUUCAGAGGAAAAAUCAUGCCCGCGUGCGCUUUCCGCUAGAUCUGCACCUUGGCAGAUGGAGCUUGGGAUCAAACUGCAUAGCAACUGGUGAAGGGUUGUUAGAAAACUGGAAUACUAAUCCUACCGAGUCCAUGUUACCAGAAGCUGGGGCUGAGCAAUUAGAGGCCGGCAAGCUGUGCAAACUCCGUGCUGUUAUCACACAUUAUGGCGGUCAUGAGAAUGGACACUAUAUCGCUUAUAGGAAACGAUUUUCCAAUCUGAAGCAAAGUCAUAGAACUCAUGCCGAGGAACGAGACGAGAGCUGGUUCUGCUUCAGCGACGAUGUCGUUUUUCCUGUCUCGGAAGACCAUGUCCUUGCGCAAGGUGGCGUCUUUAUGCUCUUUUACGAGGCCACAGACCACGCUGGCAGCACGGCUAAUGUUCCAGCCUCUGCACUUAUCGAGGAAUGUGCCGCUACUGCUCAGCACCUUACUCCAUCUAUAUUACACGAAGAUGGUGAUGCCCAACUUUCAACGAUUGGAAAUCUUGAGGCACAUAAAACAGAAGUUGACUCUGCACAGGUUGCUCACACAACUGUGUCGAGCUCGGACAUUAAGCUUACUGCCAAAUUUUCUCCAUCAACCGUAAUGUCCCCGUCUCCAGAAGAGCCAGAUGUCGACUUGAAUGUCGUUGUGCAAACAGAGACCGCUAGUAGACCAUCCGUUGCGUCGGUCAUGCGUACAUCAGGUGCCUUGUCACCGAGGUCUCGUAAAGGGCGACAGUCGAGCAAUAUCUCUAUCCAUUCUCCUUCUUUUGUCAUUGCUUCAUGA